Molecule: messenger RNA, 1089 nt
Organism: Lagopus muta (rock ptarmigan)
Lineage: Eukaryota; Metazoa; Chordata; Aves; Galliformes; Phasianidae
Gene: WNT3A
Product: Wnt family member 3A
Exons: 4
Coding region: 217-1089 (290 amino acids)
Biological process (GO): multicellular organism development; neuron differentiation; cell fate commitment
Cellular component (GO): extracellular region
Molecular function (GO): frizzled binding; cytokine activity
Source: RefSeq, a predicted model, not a curated record
AAGUCCAGGCUGGGACUGCAGCAACGGGGAUGGUGUGGAUGGACCCCGUUGGGAUUUGCGUGGAAGAAGAGGAUUUUGGAGCAGAGAUCUUUGCUGGAGCCGUCCUUGGCAAUUGGUCACCAGUAUUCCUCUCUGGGGACUCAGCCCAUCCUCUGUGGGAGCAUCCCAGGACUGGUCCCCAAGCAGCUACGAUUCUGUCGGAACUAUGUGGAGAUCAUGCCCAGCGUAGCAGAAGGGGUGAAGAUUGGGAUCCAAGAGUGUCAACACCAAUUUCGAGGGAGGAGGUGGAACUGCACAACUGUCAAUGACAGCUUGGCCAUCUUCGGACCCGUGCUAGACAAAGCUACCAGGGAAUCCGCCUUCGUCCAUGCCAUUGCUUCUGCCGGAGUGGCUUUUGCAGUGACCAGGUCCUGUGCCGAAGGCUCGGCCACCAUCUGCGGCUGUGACACUCGUCAUAAGGGCUCUCCAGGGGAAGGCUGGAAAUGGGGAGGCUGCAGUGAGGACGUGGAGUUUGGGAGCAUGGUGUCUCGGGAAUUCGCUGAUGCCCGAGAGAACAGACCGGAUGCUCGGUCAGCCAUGAACAGGCACAACAAUGAAGCUGGAAGGACCUCUAUUAUAGAACUCAUGCAUCUGAAGUGCAAAUGUCACGGCCUCUCGGGCAGCUGUGAAGUGAAGACCUGCUGGUGGUCUCAGCCUGACUUCAGGGUCAUCGGGGAUUACCUGAAGGACAAAUACGACAGCGCUUCGGAAAUGGUGGUGGAAAAACACCGGGAAUCCCGUGGUUGGGUCGAGACCCUGCGGCCCAAAUACAACUUCUUCAAGGCUCCGACUGAGAAGGACCUGGUUUACUAUGAGAACUCACCCAACUUUUGUGAGCCCAACCCUGAGACGGGUUCCUUCGGGACUCGUGACAGGAUCUGUAACGUCACUUCCCAUGGGAUUGACGGCUGUGACCUUUUGUGCUGCGGCCGCGGGCACAACACGAGGACUGAGAAACGGAAAGAGAAGUGCCACUGUAUCUUCCACUGGUGCUGCUACGUCCGCUGCCAGGAAUGCAUACGAGUCUACGAUGUCCACACGUGCAAGUAA